Rhipicephalus sanguineus (brown dog tick) is the source of this 1216-nucleotide messenger RNA. RefSeq names its product GDP-D-glycero-alpha-D-manno-heptose dehydrogenase. The transcript is spliced from 2 exons. The coding region runs from base 19 to 951 and encodes 310 amino acids. NCBI's taxonomy places the organism in Eukaryota, Metazoa, Arthropoda, Arachnida, Ixodida, Ixodidae. The record is from RefSeq and is a predicted model, not a curated record.
GUUGGUGUGAACACAAGGAUGCCGGAUGCCAAGGAAGUGCUGGUGACGGGUGGCGCGGGCUACGUGGGCUCGUGCCUGGUGCCGCUCCUGCUGGACCGCGGCUGGCGCGUGACCGUGUACGACACUUUCUCCUACGGCCUGGGUCCGCUGCUUCCCGUGGCUCACCGGGUGCGCCUCAUACGAGGCGACGUCCGCGACGGCGCGGCGCUGGCGUCCGCGCUCAAAGGCGUCGGCGCCGUGGUGCACUUGGCGGCCAUCGUGGGCUACCCGGCGUGCAGCCGCGACCCCGAGCUCGCCGAAGACGUCAACGUGGGCGGCACGCGGACGCUGCUCGAACAGCUCUCACCCUCGCAGCGUAUCGUGUUCGCCUCGACCGGUUCGUGCUACGGCGCCGUCACUGACGGCCUCUGCACGGAGGAAACGCCGGUCUCACCUUUGUCGGUGUACGGUCGCACUAAGGCGGAGUCCGAGAAGUUGGUCCUGAAGAGCGGAGGCGUCGCACUGCGUCUCGCCACAGUCUUCGGCGUCUCGCCCCGGAUGCGCGUCGACCUGCUCGCCAACGACCUGUCCCGGAGGGCCCUGCAAGACGGCGAGCUGGAAGUGUACGAGCCGCACUUUUGGCGCACCUUUCUGCACGUGCGCGACGCGGCGCGGGCCUUCGUGCUGGCGCUCGACCGCUACGACGAGAUGCGAGGUCGCGCCUUCAACGUGGGAGACGACACGCUCAACGUGACCAAGGCGAAGCUGGCGCGGCUCAUCUGCGAGCGGGCCGGGGACGUCCGGCUGGUGCUGGCCGAGUCCGGUCGAGACCAGGACCGACGCGACUACCGCGUGUCGCACGCGCGCAUUCGAGAGCUGGGAUUCCGAGCGAGCAUCUCCCUCGAGAAAGGGGUCGACGAGCUGAUCCGAUUGCUGCCUCUCAUGGCCCCCCACGAGCUUUGCAUGAACUAGCUCCCCGCAGCGACAGCGUUGUCUUAACGCUGCCGGUAUCAAGCUGCUACCACUAAAUGCUCUGUAGUCAUUGGCGCUUCCACUUGCAUUCGAGCCAUAAAGUGCUCACGUUUCUUUGGAUGCGUGACGUGGACAAAUGAUGGGCCGGAAAAGGCCAUGUAGUUCUGGGAAAGAGACAAAGCCAUCUUCCCCGUCCACUAGAAACCCCAGGCGACCCCUCCCUUGACCAACGAAAUCAUGGCACACAAGGGAAGCAUCCGUCUAU